Dracunculus medinensis (Guinea worm) is the source of this 1617-nucleotide messenger RNA. Lineage: Eukaryota; Metazoa; Nematoda; Chromadorea; Rhabditida; Dracunculidae. The record is from the annotation of a GenBank genome assembly.
AUGCGAUCGUUUUUAUUAAUUCAUGUUAUCAUUUGUUAUACAUUUGCUGAUUAUAAACCAAAAGCGUAUAAAAUCAAAUUAGAUUUACCACCAGAAAAACGAUGGAACGAAGUCAUAAAAGACUAUAAAAAAUAUAUACCUCAAGUGAAGGAUAUAAUGAUUUCUAAUGCGCCUUCUCAAAAAAAGGAAAAUUCGGUUGUCGAUUAUCGUGCUUGGAUAUCAUUAAAAGAACGGAAAAGUAUUGCUGAAGUGUCAGGUAUCGAAUACUGUCACAUGGUAGGCCUUAAUGUCCUUUAUGAUAUCACGAAUUUUAACGAAAUGAUUGGUUCCUUUAUUGGUUGCUCAUCUGUCAUAAUUCAAGAUGAAAAGGGUCAUAUUUUUCAUGGAAGAAAUCUAGAUUAUGGGAUGACCGAUUUGCUGAAAAAUUUAUCGAUUAUCGCAGAAUUUACGAGGAAUGAUAAGGUUAUCUUUUCAGCCUUAACGUUCGCAUUCUUUUCUGGAGUAACAACUGGACAAAGGCCAAAUGCAUUCACUCUAAGUCUCAAUGCAAGAAUACUUAUACGUGCUUCAAACAUUUUCAGAGCAUUUCAUCUUGCUUAUAUUUUUGAAUGUUUCGAGUUUCGUUCAAGACAGUUCUACAUUAUGAGGCGUUUCCUGGUCCUUACAUCAGCAGCCUCAGUGUCUUCCUUUGUCCAUCUUACAAUGGCAGCUGUGUACCUAAUGACUGAAAAAAAGGAUCAGAUUUUAGAAACAGGGUGGUAUAUUUUCAAUAUAUUUAUGGAACUUUAUACACAAUUCCGCCUACCAAUUGGAGUUAUCAUGCGUCAGACGCUACAAGACUUUACGACGUAUUUUGGUGCAGUAAAUUAUUUAAAUAAUGUGCAUCUCAUUGCACCAGCAUAUUUCAUAUUAGGUGGACCUCGAAGUGAUGAAGGUGUUCUAAUUACAAGGAAUCGUUGGAGUGCUGCAAAUAUUACAAAAAUUAAUUCCAGCCGUAAUACAUGGUUUAUUUUUCAAACAAAUUUUGAUCAAUGGGCAAUUGAUGAAGAUGGUCGAAGAUAUACAAUAACUUCAUCAGUGAUGUCAGCCGCUGAUCCGCAAUUAUUUUACUUGACAACGAUGCUGUCAAUAAUAAGUCUGAUUUUCGAAGUUAUCCUGCAUACAUUAGGAAAUCCUCUUUUUUAUUCCGACAGUGUUCAAACAAAAAUUUUACAUCCAAAUUUGCUUUUAUACUCUCAAACUGCUCAAGCAAGCAUUGCUCAACCUAUUCCUGAAUAUAAAGCCACGCAAAAUGCAAAAAUGCUGGAAAAACGUCGCAGGAGAGUAGGAGAUUCACCCUAUAUUCAUUGUUUUUGGUCGCAGGAAAAAGUAUCGCAAUUUUUACCAUUUUGUCUUGAAAGAGUAAAUAAAUGUAUCACAGAAGCGUGUUGUAAUGAAGCAACCGUCUUACAAAAAAAUUCAUCGAUGCUAGAUUUAUAUACGAUUUUUUGUACUUGUGCGGUGGGAUGUGCGCUAGGCGCUCCCCAUGAACACGUUUGUAUCACUGCCCUUGGUUUUACGGUUUGUAAAGUUAGGGGAAAUGGACUUCCUCCUCUUCCAUAUUAUGAAGAUAUUUAA